Diversispora eburnea is the source of this 1275-nucleotide messenger RNA. Lineage: Eukaryota; Fungi; Glomeromycota; Glomeromycetes; Diversisporales; Diversisporaceae. The record is from the annotation of a GenBank genome assembly.
AUGAAUAACGCUAACAUCGAGAUUCUAUGCCCUUCUGACGAUGCUUUAAGGAAUAAUGAAUGUUUUUGUGACUGGAGGGUACAAAUAAAAGGUUGUCCCUCGGAAGAAAAUUUUCUUCAAGACCUAUAUAUUACAAACACAGUUAUGUGCUUUUUGGUGUUUUUAAUGAUAACAGCGCUAUUGAUUUGGAGAACUAGUGUAAAAGGUCAACGAUUAAUUGCGCGAGACACAUACAAUGAAAUGGGUAUUUUACGACCUAGACCACUGGAAUGUUUUUUAUUAUUAAACAUGUUUCACAUCUGUGCUCGGCUAUUAUACUCAGUCUGUUUAUUGAGUGAUUACCUUCCAAAUAAUUUACUAAAAGAAUUAUUCCAUGACGUCACUUUUACGAUUUCAUUAGCAUCUUUAGCUCUAUACUUAAUUGGUCUAAUAUAUACAAUUCCAAGAUCUCAUACUAUGCCUCGACGCCUUAAUUCAUACACCAGACCAUAUAACUCAUCUGAGGAUAUUAAAGAAGUAUGGGUUCCCCUUCCAAUUAUGGUUGAUAGCUUUGGAUUUUUUGUAUUAUUGGGGCCAAUUGUGUCUUUGAAUGCAUUGGCAAUAAUAUCAGGAUUUUAUAUGGACAAAGGGAAUAGUAAAAUAGCAAAUUUUUGGAUCACCAUCCAUUAUGAGACUAAAGAAACAAGCAGAGAAAACCCUACAAAAUUGAAAAGUUUAAAGCAAGGAUUAAAAAAGUUGAGAUUAGUGCUGGCAAUUUUGCUAUGCGUUCUAUUGUUUUUUGCGACUUCGUCUUUAUUGUUUGGAUUGUUUAGAACUUUCUUGUUGACCUCCCCGUUUAUUUCUCGAGCAUUAGCCGCAUGUUGGAUUUUAAUUGUACCAAUGAUGAAUGUCAUUAUUGUAACAAUUUUGGCCAUCGAGACUAACAAUAAAGAACCUAUACAUAUACUUCGCCAAUCCCAACUCCUCGAUGAUGAUUAUCCGAUUCAAAUCCCUGUCCGUCCGUCCAAAUUUCAUCAGAAUUCUGAAUCUAUUAAUUCAAAUUCCGAUACAAUUAGUCCAAUAGCAUUAACAACCAUCAAAUUAAAAAGAACAAAUGAUGAUAAUUCCGAUUUAAACUACAUUUCUCCAUCACAUUCUCAGACUCAUACUCAUUCUCGGGCUGAAUCUUGGAAACAGAAUAAUAAUACCUCCGAAGAUGCUUAUGCAUCUCUUGAUGUUAUUGUUCCUGAACCAUCUUUUUCACCAAAAGAACAAUUUUUUUCUCCAAAACAGUAA